This is a messenger RNA of Gamsiella multidivaricata, 324 nucleotides long. RefSeq lists its product as uncharacterized. The record is from RefSeq and is a predicted model, not a curated record. Bases 1 to 324 code for a protein of 107 amino acids. The transcript is spliced from 3 exons. Lineage: Eukaryota; Fungi; Mortierellomycota; Mortierellomycetes; Mortierellales; Mortierellaceae.
AUGAGGAUGAAGAGGAUUCCACCUAUAGCCCCUGCGAUAGCAGCUACGGGUGUGUGUGUUUUGGAUUUCGGUGCUGCUGUUGGUGUUGGUGUUGGUGAUAGUGUUGACGUGAGGGUUGCUGAGGAUAUGUGUGUCGAUGUGCGUGUUGAUGUGCGUGUUGAUGUGUGUGUUGAUGUGGAGGUUGGCGCCCGUGUGGAUGUUGUAGUGCGGGGUGCGUUCUCUGGUGUUGGUGUAGAGAUAGUGGGUAAAGAAAUGGUCAAGUCGGACAUGGCUGCUGUAUUACUAUGGAAUGCCAUGACAGUCUCCAUGGCCCUCACCCAUUAG